AUGUCGUAUGCCGAGGGACAUAACCAGACUCACCUGCCUAUGUCUUUAUCUUACCCUCCUCCCUCACUCAUUCCCUCUGCUCUACCCGACACAUUCCCCUCCUCCAUCCCAACCUAUUACUCCUCUCUCAUCUCAUUUCUCCAUCCCCACAGCGCCUACCGCGUCAGCCCCUCUCGCUUCGUCGUACUCGCUAUAAGCGGCCUCAAUUUCACGUGGGUGACGGACGGGGAGGGCUGCAGAUGGGUGGGGCGAGACGGCAGCAGAGUGAACGGUUCAGUGUGGUACAGAGACUUCAUGGGUCCCAAAACUCAGACUGACUCGCUAGCGGCGUUCUGCCAGCUGUGGGGCAACACGUCCCGGGCAGGCGGCUACCUGGUGAUGACCAUGGAUGGCGUGGAAGCUGCCGUCUUCAACGAACGCCCGGGACAGCCUCUGGAACCACCACCAGAGGCCUCCCUCCCAGUCCACCUCACGUGGUGCUCACAGCCGCUCUACGGCACGCUAGACGCGGGCAUGGUGUGGGCAUGGGCGGAGUACCACCGGAUACAUGCCAACGUCUCCCGCUUCAUAUUCUACGACAUGGCGGCGUGGACUCCCGCCCUCACGGCGCUCUUCACGCCGUACUUUGCUGCGGGUGUUGCUGCUGUUACGGACAUGUCGGGAGGGCGGCGGUUCGGGUUUGUUGCGGGAGUGGAGUUGCUCUACUUUACAACCAAGCACCAGACCCUAGCCAGCAACGACUGCAUAUACCGGUCACUCUUCACCUCGCGCUGGGUCACUCUGCACGACACAGACGAGUACCUCGCGCCCGUCCCGCCGCACUCCCUGCCCUCGCUGCUCGCCGCACACGCCCACGCCCCCUGGCUCUCCCACGGCGCUUUCGCCGUCGAGCCCUCUGUGUGCCAAGGGGAAGGGGGGGAGGACGCACCCGCACCUGCUGAGGCUGCUACGGUGGAGCCUGCUGACUCUGAUGGUGGUGUGGGUGGUGGGUCUGCUGCAGUGGAGGCUGCUGGUGGUGGUGGUGGUGGUGAUACCCGGGGGGCUGGAGCGGCAGUGAACGCCAGAAGUAGGCAUGAGGAGACAGCACUGGGAGCAGCAGGGAAUGGCACGGAGGGUGGUGAGACGCAGUGGGAUGAAGCUGCAGGGACGGAGGCGAAGAGACGUGCCGUGCAGCUGCUAUCGCGAAUGGUGUUCCGGCACCCAGACGUGUGGUGCAUGCGCGACAGGGCCGAGGGGCAGUGGAUCGACUCAGACCUGUGUGAGGACUGGCGCGGCCACCGGAAACUGAUUGUCAACCCGCGCAAGACCGAGGUUAUGUCUAUCCACAUCGCACGGGAGCCACAGAAGGGCGGAGUAGUGUUGAACGCAGCAACGGAGCUGCGGCAUUUCCAUUUGUCUGGAGUGGUCAACCCGGUCAACGCGCACUGCCAAACUUUAGUGCCGCCCGGCGAGUCCCACGUGUGCACCGCCGGCGUCGGCAAUGUCCCAUGUUCCGCACUUGAAGCCGUGGCAGUAGCGCAUAAGACAGGAGGCGGGAACGGCGGAGAUGGCGGAGAGACGCGCGAUAGAGAUGACGGAGUUGGCGGAGAGAAGCGCGGCGAGGAGGAACAGCAGAAUGAAGCGCCGGGUGACGUGCGGACUCCGGCGGAACUAUCGCGCUACACGGAGGCCCUGGAAGCGACGCGCAGGCGAAACCGGUCGGACGUGGCUGUAGCGAGUGUGCUUGAGACGGAAGCGCGGCAGUGGAGGCAACGAACCUACCAGCAGCGAGGAUUCCUCUACGAGUUCAGCCCCUCUCGCUUCGUCGUACUCGGUAUAAGCAGCCUCAAUUUCUUGUGGGUGUCGGAGGGGGAGGGCUGCCGAUGGGUGGGGCGAGACGGCAGCAGAGUGAACGGUUCAGUGUGGUACAGAGACUUCAUGCGCCCCAAAACUAAGACUGACUCGCUAGCAGCGUUCUGCCAGCUGUGGGGCAACACGUCCCGGGCAGGCGGCUAUCUGGUGAUGACCAUGGACGGUGUGGAGGCUGCUGUCUUUAACGAGCAGCCGGGGCAGCCUCUAGAGCCGCCUCCGGAGGCCUCUCUCCCCGUGCACCUCACGUGGUGCUCCCAGCCGCUCUACGGCACGUUGGACGCGGGGCCGGUGUGGGCAUGGGCGGAGUAUCACCGUGUUUAUGCCAACGUCUCCCGCUUCAUAUUCUACGACAUGGCUGCCUGGUCGCUGGGCCUCACGGCGCUCUUCGCGCCGUACUUUGCUGCGGGCAUGGCGGCCGUUACGGACAUGUCGGGAGGGCGGCGGUUCGGGUUUCACGCGGGGGAGGGGGCACUGAGCUUUAUCACCAAACACCAGACCCUUGCAGGCAACGACUGCAUACACCGGUCGCUCUUCACAUCCCGCUGGGUCACUCUCCACGACACAGACGAGUACCUCUCGCCCGUGCCGCCGCAUUCCCUGCACGCACUGCUCGCCGCGCACGCCCACGCCCCCUGGCUCUCCCACGGGGCACUCGUGGUCGAACCCUCUGUGUGCCAAGGGGAGGCGCAGGUGGUGCCUGGAACUGCUGUGCUGCAGACUGCUGGUGGUCUUGCUGCGGCGGCUGGUGGGGCUUCUGAGACGAGUAACAGGAGCCUGGAACCAGCACUUUUUGAGGCGCCUCAAAAGACGAGUAACAGGAGCCUGGAACCAGCACUUUUUGAGGCGCCUCAAAAGACGAGUAACAGGAGCCUGGAACCAGCACCGGGCACAGCAGGGCACGGCACGCAGGAUGGUGAGAUGCAGUGGGACGAAGCUGCAGUGGAGGAGGCGAAGAGGCGUGCCGUUGAGCUGCUGUCUAGACUGGUGUUCCGACGGCCUGACGUGUGGUGUGUGCGCGACGGCGCGGAGGAGCAGCGGAUCGAGUCAGACCUGUGUGGGAACUGGCGGGGCCAUCGGAAACUCAUUCUCAACCCCCGCAAGACCGAGGUGGUGUCUAUCCACGAGGCCCGAGAGCCACAGAAGGGUGGCGUGGUGCUGAACGCAGCAACGGAGCUGCGCCACUUCCAUUUGUCUGGCGUGGUCAACCCAGUCAACGUGCGCUGCCAAACCCUCGUGCCGCCCGGGGAGGACCACCUCGCACGAUCGCACGCGCGCGCAGCCACGCAUACGCAGCAGCGCACGCGCACGCGGGUGCACGUGCGCCAGCAGUACGAAUCGCAGCCGCGCACUGCAGCUGCCGUCCGCACGCACGCUCGCCACGCGCGCACAGCAGCGUCAACACGCGCAGCAGCAGCCGCACGCGUUGCAGCAGCCGCACGCGCUGCAGCAGCCGCGAGCACGCACGUCACUGCACGCGUGCGAGCAGCAGCCUCUCGCGCACGCAGCAGCCAUUGCACGCACGGUUUCAGCAGCAGCUGCACACUCCUCUGCAGCCACUCGCACGCACGCCCUGCAGCAGCCGCAGCCACGCGCGUGCAGCGGCAGCAAGCGCAGCACCUGCCUCCGCAUCUGCAGCGAGCGCAGCAGCUGCAGCCCGUGCUCCAGAAUCCGUUCCUAACCACUACUAUCCGCCCCUACCAGCUCCUUACCACUCCUAUCCGCCUAUACCCGCUCCUCACCGCUCCUCACCGCUCCGAACCGCUCAUACCCGCCUCUAACCGCUCCUCACCGCUCCUAACCGCUCUCGACUGCACUCCACCGCUUUGA
This is a messenger RNA of Closterium sp. Naga37s-1, 3678 nucleotides long. NCBI's taxonomy places the organism in Eukaryota, Viridiplantae, Streptophyta, Zygnematophyceae, Desmidiales, Closteriaceae. The record is from the annotation of a GenBank genome assembly.